AUGACAGUGGUCAAACUGAAGCAACUUAGAGAAUGGAUUAGUCAAAAACUAGCACUUAUGAAAGUUGUACCAUAUAUUCAAAAGCUAGUAUCUGGUGCUAAACCUAAGUACCCUGAGCUUGAAGCUGAUUACUAUAUGAUUCAAGCAAAAGCUCAUUCUCUUGCUGCCACUUCUAGCUACCAAAACCAGUUUCAUGAAAUUGAAAAUCAUAAAUUUUUCCAAAAAUGGGUAGAUAGAUUUAUGUCACGGCAUAAUUUGGUUAACC
Molecule: messenger RNA, 265 nt
Organism: Racocetra persica
Lineage: Eukaryota; Fungi; Glomeromycota; Glomeromycetes; Diversisporales; Gigasporaceae
Source: the annotation of a GenBank genome assembly